Messenger RNA from Vombatus ursinus (common wombat), 7435 nucleotides. RefSeq names its product BICD cargo adaptor 2 (gene BICD2). Gene Ontology annotation, cellular component: cytosol; Golgi apparatus. The transcript is spliced from 7 exons. Lineage: Eukaryota; Metazoa; Chordata; Mammalia; Diprotodontia; Vombatidae. Gene Ontology annotation, biological process: microtubule anchoring at microtubule organizing center; regulation of microtubule cytoskeleton organization; protein localization to organelle. Gene Ontology annotation, molecular function: dynactin binding; cytoskeletal adaptor activity; dynein complex binding. The record is from RefSeq and is a predicted model, not a curated record. The coding region runs from base 43 to 2589 and encodes 848 amino acids.
CGCAGCCAGGUUCCCCCUCGUCCGCCCCCGCGGCCCGGGACCAUGGCGGGCGCCAUGGAGGAGGAGGAGUACACCAAGCUGGUGAUGGAGUCGCAACCCGAGUGGCUGCGGGCCGAGGUCAAGCGGCUCUUCCACGAGCUGGGCGAGACCACGCGCGAGAAGAUCCAGGCGGCCGAGUACGGGCUGGUGGUGCUGGAGGAGAAGCAGCAGCUGAAGCUGCAGUACGAGGAGCUGGAGCUGGAGUACGAGACCAUCCGCAGCGAGAUGGAGCAGCUCAAGGAGGCCUUUGGCCAAGCUCACACCAACCACAAGAAGGUGGCUGCGGACGGCGAGAGCCGCGAAGAGACCCUCAUCCAGGAGUCAGCCACCAAGGAGGAAUACUACGUGCGCAAGGUCCUGGAGCUGCAGACAGAGCUGAAGCAGCUGCGCAACGUCCUGACCAACACGCAGUCGGAGAACGAGAGGCUGAAUUCUGUGGCCCAGGAGCUGAAGGAGAUCAACCAGAAUGUGGAGAUCCAGAGGGCGCGUUUGCGAGAUGACAUCAAGGAGUACAAGUUCCGAGAAGCCCGCCUGCUCCAGGACUACACAGAGCUCGAGGAGGAGAACAUCUGCCUCCAGAAACAAGUGUCUGUCCUGAAGCAAAACCAAGUGGAGUUUGAAGGCCUCAAACAUGAAAUCAAACGGCUGGAAGAGGAGACGGAGUAUCUCAACAGCCAGCUGGAGGACGCCAUCCGCCUCAAGGAGAUCGCCGAGCGCCAGCUGGAGGAGUCGCUGGAGACCCUGAAGACGGAGCGCGAGCAGAAGAACAACCUUCGCAAGGAGCUGUCCCACUACAUGAACAUCAACGACUCCAUGUACACCAGCCACCUGAGCUUCUCCCUGGAUGGCCUCAAGUUCAGCGACGAGGCAGCUGAGCCCAACAACGAUGAGGUCCUGGUGAACGGCUUCGAGCAGAACGGGCUGCACAAGAUGGCGGCCUGCGACAGCAACAAGACCUCUACGCCCAAGAAGGAGGAAGGCUUCCCGCCGGCGCCCAGCCUGGUGUCUGACCUGCUCAGCGAGCUCAACAUCUCGGAGAUCCAGAAGCUGAAGCAGCAGCUGGUGCAGAUGGAGCGGGAAAAGAUGACCCUGCUUUCCACGCUGCAGGAGUCCCAGAAGCAGCUCGAGUCUACGCGGGGAGCCCUGUCCGAGCAGCACGAGAAGGUCAGUCGUCUGACCGAGAACCUCACGGCCAUGAAGAAGCUCCAGGUCAGCAAGGAGCGCCAGUCGGCGCUGGACAAUGAGAAGGAGCGCGACAGCCACGAGGACGGCGACUACUAUGAGGUGGACAUCAACGGCCCUGAGAUCCUGGAGUGCAAGUACAAGGUGGCUGUGGCGGAGGUGGGCGACCUGCGGGAGGAGCUGAAGGCGCUGAAGGGCCGCUACGAGGAGUGCGCGUCCAGGUAUGAGGAGGAGAAGGGCCGCUAUGAGACCGAAGGCCAGGCCCUGACGGAGAAGAUCGCGCUGCUGGAGAAGGCCAGCCGGCUGGACCGAGAGCACCUGGCCCGGCUGGAGAAGGAGCUGAAGAAGGUGAGUGACGUGGCCGGGGAGACGCAGGGCAGCCUGAGCGUGGCCCAGGACGAGCUGGUGACCUUCAGCGAGGAGCUGGCCAACCUCUACCACCACGUAUGCAUGUGCAACAACGAGACCCCCAACAGAGUGAUGCUGGAUUACUACAAGGAGGGCAAGGGCGGCGGGCGCGUCAGCCCCGAAGGCAAGGGGAGGCGCUCGCCCAUCCUGCUCUCCAAGGGGCUCCUGGCCAUCGACCUGAGCAAGGUGGAGAGCGGGAGCGGCGACGGCUCGCCCUCCCCCAGCUCCUCCCUCCCCUCCCCUGUGUCGGAUCCCCGCAAGGAGCCCAUGAACAUCUACAACCUGAUCGCCAUCAUCCGGGACCAGAUCAAGCAUCUGCAGGCGGCCGUGGACCGCACGGUGGAGCUGUCCCGCCAGCGUGUGGCCACGCAGGAGCUGGGGCCUGUGGUAGACAAGGACAAAGAAGCCCUGAUGGAGGAGAUCCUGAAGCUGAAGUCUCUGCUGAGCACCAAGCGAGAGCAGAUCGCCACCCUGAGGACCGUGCUAAAAGCCAACAAGCAGACUGCUGAAGUGGCACUGGCCAACCUGAAGAGCAAAUACGAGAAUGAGAAGGCCAUGGUGACGGAGACCAUGAUGAAACUCCGCAACGAGCUGAAGGCCCUCAAGGAGGACGCCGCCACCUUCUCUUCUCUGCGGGCCAUGUUCGCUACCAGAUGUGACGAGUACGUCACUCAGCUGGACGAGAUGCAGCGUCAGCUCGCAGCAGCAGAGGAUGAGAAGAAAACCUUGAACUCCCUGCUGCGCAUGGCCAUCCAGCAGAAGCUGGCCCUGACGCAGCGACUGGAGCACCUGGAGCUCGACCACGAGCAGGCAAAGAGGGGGCGCACCAAGUCGGCCUCCAAAGGCAAGAGCGGCACCCCAAGUGUAAGUCACCUCCGGUCCUGUGCGGACAGGCCCGAGGGGGCCAUGCUCAGCAACCAGGUGUUCUGCAGCGAGAAGUAUAAGAUUUAUUGUGACUAGGGUGGCUCUUGGGGAGCCGCGUGGGAUGGUGCGCGCACAUCUAACCGUCCGCUGUCUCUGUUGUCCGCUUAACGCCCCACUAACAUUUCAGUGAUGGAGGCUGUUGCUAGUUUAUCCUUACCAACCGCAUCAUACACAUUGCAUUACGCUGGUCUUGACGAUGAGAAAUCCAUAUGUAAGGGGGAUGUUGCUAGUUGCACGGUUAUUGUAGUGGGGACUGGACCCCUUCCACCGUGAACAUGGGGGGGGCCUUUUUUUUUCUUUUCUAUUAAAGGGAGCGUGUCCUCGAAUCUGUAACGUUGGGUGGCACUAGCUGUAGUCUGUAGAGCACAAACAUGACUUCCGCCCCUUCCUGGGCUGUGUUAAGCACACAUCAAACUUCCCGGCCUCCUUUUCAGACAGACAGACAGGCUGGAGAUGAUGAGGUGGUCCCAGAAAUUGUGGCAGGACAGUGUGGAAAAUCAGGCAUUUGUCACAGAAAACUGUGUCCUGCAUUUAAAAAGAGAUUCGUGACUUGCCCAUCCAUGGAAGCUGGGCCACUGGCAAUAGCGGUCAUUGAGGGGAAAGAUGAUUGACUCAGCUUCCAGGAGGUGUCUGGGAGAAGGUGGAUUCUCCCAAACUUGCACAUUUCAUGUUAUGUAUACAUGUAUAUUAUCAAAGUUAUGCAAUUUGGCCCCCCUCGGGAAUAUGACAUAAGGUAGUAGGGUGUGCAUUGCUGUAGCGCCUGUCACCCGCCAGAGUGGCUCGUGGCCAGCCUUAGGUAGUCUCUUGCAGCAUGUGGCACGUAGGGAAAGAAAUGCUGUGUCCACAGGCCGUCGACGCAUGAGCUUCGUUAGGCCAGCGUGGAUAGGAAGGUCUGCGAGAUCUGGCCUGUUCCCUGUGUGACUGUCCUGGUUUGGUUUUCCCCGAGCACACACAGGAAGCAACACACACACACACACACACACACACAGUAGCGUUGAUUAUGCAAGCAGAGCGAGCUGUAGGCCCAGGAAAUUAAACCAGUUCAUCUUGCUAAUGCCGACUCCUUCCCAAGGCUGUCAGCCCACUGGAGAACUCCGGUGACUCGGAGACUUUCCAGGAGAAUUUGAACCACUUGAGGCCAAUUUCCCAAGAACCAAAACCAAACAAAAGGACCUCUAGGAUUGGUGCCUGGAGGGCUAUGGAAGAGGGUUGAGGAUGGAAGGCCGGGAGCUGCUGCUUCCAUGGUGGUGGGGUCUGGGGGAUUGGUGAGGCAGAAGGAGGCACAUGGUUGGGUUUUUCUUUUUUUUUGGAAGUGUCUGACACUCCUACCUUCCUUUUCUAUGGGGAGCCCUGUUCCUUUUUUAACAUCUAGAACCUGCUAAGAAUGGAAAUCACCCAUGUGGUUUACAGGGCUGACAUCAGGAUCAGAUUGGAGAAGCGGAGUUUUGUCUUGGGUUUUUCCCCCCCAAUAACUUAACUCUUCUUGGAAAAUAACUGAGGUCUGAAAAAAAGGAUGAGAAAGCUCAGUAUAUAUUCUGUCUCCUAUAAUAAGCGCUCAUUUUCAUGAAUUAGGACUUUAAUUUUGCUAAUGAGCAGCUUAUGUUAUUUUAGAAGCCAAUGUACUAAUUCUGCUGCUGUACUGAUCCCCCCUAUGUGCCCCCUACCAUGGCCCCCGUCAGCCUUUGUUUUUCUCCUCCUCCUUGCAUAGUAGAUCAUCCGGCACCAGCUGGCUCCUUGCGGCAGGAAGCUGCUCCCACAGGCACCCAGUCCCACAGGGUCUCUGUCUCUAAGGGGCAGCCUAGCCUAGGGUUCAAGGACGCAUGUCAGGAGAUCAGACAUGCUGCCCAGAGAGGCUUUCAGAGUCCUUGAGAUUCUUCUAAAAAGGGAUCAGUGUUAUCAGGGGACCCGAGAUGAUGUGAUUGUUUCCAUGCCUGUCGGGUUUUCUUCAGCCUCCAUCAUUUCUCAAAGUAGUCUCCAGAUGUUUGUGUUUGGGUCCAGACCAGAAGUAGUCACAUGACACAGUUGUGAGAAAAUGAAUCCCUCCUGCCGGUGUGGCUGCACGUGUAGAUGGUGCUCUGUGAAAGACUGUGGGGCUUGUCCGGUCUUUACUCUUUUCUCCUGGGCUUGGUCUGUGUCCAGUCUCAGCCUCUACUUACUUGGCUCUUUGCGGAUUUUUAACAUGGGAAAUUUCUUCCGCCAUCACCUACCUCCACGAGCAGGCUCCUGUCAGUUGGAUUUCGGCGUUGGCCCGCAUGACCCACACCUCCUGCAUGUUUUUCCAGAGAUCGUUUAGCUUCACUGAUAAACCUUCUGAUGCUUCUUCCCAGCUGGCCCCUUGCUCCUCCAGCCUCUCCAUUCGGUACUUGUAAGAAAUCUUUUUCAGUAAAUGGAAAGCCCCAGCACAGUUCUCCCUGGCCCUCUUGGUUUCCAGUGCUUGGGCAGCUCCCCCCCUCUCACCGCCCCCCACCCCUGGCUCAGGGGCUGCCCUUCUAACAGACAAACACUUGGGUCCUCUCUCGCCACCCCACUAACUUGCUCUGUAGCUCUCGCAGUGCUAUCAGUAUUAAGAUGUCAAGCCUCUUAACGGGAUAAGUAACCUGUUUUUUCUAAUACAAUUUCAUUUUUCCCCCCCAUUUUCAGCUGUAGAGUAGUACCCGGAGACGGAAUUGGCCUUCAGUGCCCUCGGUCAAAUUGCAACUUUCUUAAGCUGCUCGUGCUGGUGGCUAAACCAGCCCAGGGAGCUCUGGUUGCCCAAAGGAACGGACGAAAUCCCAAAUUUCCACUCUCUCUUUUUUUCUUUUUCUCAUGAAUAUACUACCUGCACUCAUUUUCAAAAUUGCAUAUCCUGGGUUGGAAAGAGAAAACCUGUACACCUCAUGGGCUGAUAUUGCUGCAGGAAACAUUUUUUACAAGUGCUGAAGAAACGCCUUCAAACGAACAAUGAGUCUACUAGAAACGUUCAGAUGGGGUUGGGGGAGGGGGGCACCAUUGGGGGAAGCCAUUUUUGUUGUGACCUAUAUUCCUUUCUUAUCUGAUUGUUAAACCUGUGCACUUUUGAUAUUUUAAUAUUGUAUUAGCUUCCUUAAUUCCUCAUGUAGAAAAGAUCUAGGAGAAGCAAUGACUUGUGCUCGCAGUAGGUCUCCAUCAUGCAUUUGUACUCGUUGAUUUCUCCAGAGGCAUGUCGCAGAACUUUGUAGGCUUUUUUGGGUUGUUUUUGCUCUAGACUCUGUUUAGGUGACAGCCCCAGCUCACGUGGGGUGGCUCUGCUAAACUGUUAUGUGCUGUGCUUCAGCAGCCUUUUUUAAUCAUGAAAUGUUAUGGUUUAUGUUUUAAAUGACUGAUUUUUAACUGCCAUGUUCAUUAAGAAAUCCAGGGUAUUCAAAUUCUGGGGUUUUUUCAUAUUGUAUUAUUAUUCUUAGGAAUAGUUCAAUGUAACAAGAAGAAAACUUGACUUUGCUCUGGUUAAAACAGUAAUAGGCACUUGAAAAAUAAAAUUAAAGCGAUGAAAGCAGUAGUAUUACCUGCAAGUUCCAGAGAUUCUGGAUUGGAGGAGGUUGUGAAGCAUGACUGAUUAACAGAAUUUUCUACAACUGUACCAGUGAAAUUCCAAAUUGGAAUUGUUUCGUUACCUCUUUGUUUGUUGUGCCAAAUUGUGGUACAUUUAGAAAGAAAAAUUCUAAAGUUGUCAAUUCUAGGGUGUUCAAUUUCAACGCCUUUUUGUUAUUCAUUGUUGCCAGUAGUGCCUUUGCUAAUUUGAGGGAGAAUCCUAGGAUAUAGUUUAGUCUAGAAAAAAAAAGGAACCGGAAUGAGCUGGUUGGGAAUUGGGAAGAUACGGAGCAAUAAACACAAAGUAAGCAAGCUCAUUUGGUUUUGGAAAUGGGUCUCUUUAUAUCCCACGAGAGAUGAGAAAUUGUGCAAAAUUCUGUUAGUCAGUGAUACUUUCCCAGGCAGAUCCUGGCAAAUUCAGGGCUCAAGAAAGAAAAGCAAACACAAAACAUCGAAUACACUUGGGGAACCAAAUGGACUUGGACUGAACGAAGAAGCAAGCUGUGUGGAAAGAAAGAGGACAUGUCUGGUUGCAGCACCGAUGGGUGUCAGCUGUGGAUAUUCUGUUCGCUUUCUCCGGCAGCAGCGGUGGGCAUGGUUUAACCAUUAGUAUUCUUUGCGAAUGUGAAAGCAAGACAUUAAUAUCUUCUCUUGCAUGUGGUAUCUAAUCAUUGUCAUUUCAGGAAACAGAAACGGAAAAAGGACAUCAACAAAAGUGCCUCAGGACUUUUGUUGAGGCUCCUGUGAAUGAUUCAAUUGGUACUUCCGGAGGAAGAAAAACCCAUUUUUUUCCUCAAAAAAGUACAAAUUAUAAUAAUAAAUAAUAAUAAUAUAAAUGGCAGGAACAAAUGAGUUCUGUUUGCUGGAAUAAACAUUAUUAUUCCUAGAUGUGGGGACUUCUCUCUUUUCACCUUCUGUUACAGUAUUGAUUUAUAAGAAAUAUUGUUGCAUUUAAAAUAACUUCAUCUGUCUAUAUGUGGGUAUUUAUUUGAAAUGAUGUCUUCGUACUGUAUUCUGUUCUCUGUGCAUCACCCUUAGCGGCGGAUUAUUGGUCCUUAUUUUAAAGUCAUAUGCAUGUACUCCUGCCAAGGAACCUUUACACAGACCUGAAGAGGCAAAAACGUCCUCAUUCUUUGGGAGAGGAGGAGAAAGAAUGAGGACGAGAACUCUUACGAGUAGAAUUUUCACGAUUGGGUAACUCUCCGUUGUCUAGGGGGUGCAAAAGUAUGACUUUUAAAUUAAUCCAAAACCAAUAUUUAUAGGAAACAGCCGGCCUGUGUAAAGAGAGUCAUAUUGGCAGUUAUCAAUAAUAAAAAAAAAUUUUUAAAGAUUAAAA